UGCCACCCAAUUGCCGCGGCUGCAGAAAAGAGCCUGCUGCCCUACGAGCACAGAGACUCCUCCCUCGCCGCCGGGGUGGCAAUUCGGCGUGCUGCUUGGGGCAGCAAAAACUGCAGAGUCAGCCCUGCCCCUUUUCCCUGUCCACAUCCUCCAAUUCCGGAACCAUGGCCCUGCUCCUGGCCCCAGCUCUGGGGGGGGAGGGUGGUAAGGGGGACAUGAGGUAAAAAGUUUGGGGACCACUUUUCUCACUAAAACAGGCACAAAGUCUUCUUCAUACCUUGUAACCAGCUUUUUUUCAAGACUGUUUAAGAUACCAUCUGACUCUGCUGCACAGCGAUCAUGUCCCUCAAGUGAUUCAAUUGUCUCAUGAAAAAGUGUCACGUUUGCAUGGAUAAAAGCAAGCCAGAGUUUGGUACAUGGGUCUUCAAAUAUUUUUUGAAGAACUUCUGGACACUUUUCAUCUGACAAGUAAAAUGACUUCAACGACUCAAAAUGUUGAAGGAUCCCUGCUAAAGCAGGUAAUAUCAACAGCCAACUGACAUUACUGUAUCCUAGUACACUCUGAUAUUCUUGUCCCUUACUCUUUUCAGUCUUUCCACGCAAACAGUGAAUACAUGAAAAUAUCCAAAAAUCUUAAUUGGAAUGCUCUCAGGGUCUACUGGGAUUGCAUCUCUUGCUGUUGGGGCAUAGUUGUGCACGAUGUGAGCAACGCAUCCAAGACAUACCACUUCCCUUGUAAAGCUUGUCUUUACUUUGGCGUGCAAAUUCCCCUCCCCAUCUGUAUAUGCUGCCAAAGUUUCUGUUUGUAUUAUAUUAGAAUGCCACGACCUUACUUUUGAUUCCAUACUUUUUUAUAAUAUUUUAUCCCAGCUGCAAAAAGUUCUGAUGUCUCUCCUUCAGCAAAAGUUCAACAAAAUCCACAAAUUUAGUUUGCACACACAAAAAGCCUUCAUAAACUUUUUAAUAGUAAUAAAUAGUAAACUAAGACAGGAAGCAAUUUUACAUCUGUAAUUCGAUGUUUGCAGACACUGACACAUAUUCAACAUACUUCAGGUAGUUCAUCAUUUGCCCAUGGAGCAAAAACAUUUGCAACUAUUGCUUCACACUUUGGAGUUGCUGAAUUUUUAAAUUUAAAUUGGAAGUACAGUCCAUUACUUUGAAGCUGUGAUUAUGUCUAAUAGUAUGACAUACAUAUAUAUUCCUUCUUGGAAAAGCAAAGUCAUACUCACUGUGUUUGCUCAACUUUUGUGAAAAAAUUUGGUAACAGAAGUUGAACUAGAUGUGCUGUCAGAGCAGCUUUGUGUUUAAUGGCACCUUCUUGUUCGUUUAUAGAUGUCCUGCUCCACUCAAAAUGGAAAAAACUGCCUGGCAUAUUGAAUAUAAUACAGAUGUUUCUUUUCCAGUUGCUCAUAAAUAUGGAAAACCCUUUGGAAGCUGGGUUGUUAAAGCAGCAUUUAUGGUUUUUUGACAACUCCAUUUUCACUUUACACUGAAUCUCAACUGUGUUCUAUGUCAUACAGCAUUCAGCCAUCGUCGUAGCUAUGGCAACUGCAAUAGUGCUGUACCAUCUAUAUCAUAGCUAAUAGUUAAAACAAUAGACAUGUUCUGGAUAUUUCUAACUAUUAAUGCAUUAGACAUAUUAACCAAAUAACCAACAUAAGAAAGGGUCUUUGCAGCACAACAGUAUUCGAGGAUGAGUUUUGUGAACCGGGGACUCUUCUGGGGACAUUGUUUGCCUAGGGAUACAGUACCUCAGUCAGGGACUGUCCCCAGAAAACAGGGACCUAUGGUCACCGCCAGGGCAGCACCUGCAGCUCCCGCUCCCAGCUCAGUGGAUUGCUGUUCCUCACUGGAAUCAGGCAGGCUUGAGAGGCUGCAGAACACUGCUGACCUCAGAGCUGCUCCCUAUCUGGCUGACAGUCUCACCGUGGAGCCGCUGCCCGUGUUAACGUCACACCUCCGAAGUCGGGCCUGGGCCGCAUAUCCAGAGCACGCGGGCGCCUGCAGCGACGCUAGAAGGGCCGCUACCACGUGCAGGAAACGUUCUUGUUCGUUCUUCCCCCUUCACCAAUGGGGGAGCGGUCCAGACGCUGCGCUCGGGAGGGGCUAGCCGCGCGCUCUACUUGCAGCCCUCCCUAACAGGGCAGAGAGAUUCCAAGGCGCGAAAAUAUCGCGCAGGCGCACAAGAGAGAGGAACUGGCUCGGGCUGCACCGUUCGCCUCCAAAACAUCCCCCCUCCCGCCGUUACGUGAUGACGGUUUGUGCGUCGCGUACAAACACACACGUACAGAGUCCGUCCGACUCGUGCCUCCUCCUGGGCUACUGCGCUCGGGGCUGUUCUCAGUGGGGGCGGCACAGGCGCAGGAUCCCUCCUUCCCACGGGCUCCACCCCCAUCCCCACCCUCGGCUCGCUCGGGACCGCAGCACCUCGACCCCUCCCGCCCGGAGCGCGCGCCGCCUCCUCGUGCUGGACAAUAGCAGGACCGAGUGUGUCUCACUCAAAGCGGUCCCCCGGGCACCAGCGCCCACCUUCAUGAGCGCCGCCCGGACGGCCCGGCUGCGGGGCUAGCAGCGACGGCGGCUCCCUCCGGCAGCAGAGGCAGCGGCCGCGCUGCAGUGCUCGGCCCGGGACUCGCCGCCUCCUUCCUUGACAGCGCUCAACUGCCGGCCCCGCCCCCCUUGCGGCGGCUGCUUAAGGACCCCUGCGGGCUCCCGGGAGGAACCGGCCCGCCCAGACGCGACUCCUGGGGGACCCGGCCCGGCCCGGCCCGGCCCGACGCCGGGGGAAGGGGGUUAAGGUGGAGCCGGGCCCCGCUGCGUUUUAAUUGCUGGGUUUAGCUCUUCUGGCACGUUUGCCCCCCCGGCCCCCCAUUGCGCAGCGGCGAUUCCCGGUGCAGGCAGGUGCGGCGGCCGGUGCCCUGGCGCGGCUCGGAGCAGAGGCUCUUCAAUGGAAGUAUGUUACCAGCUGCCGGUGCUGCCCCUGGAUAGGCCGGUCCCGCAGCAUGUCCUCAGCCGCAGAGGGGCCAUCAGCUUCAGCUCCAGCUCCGCGCUUUUCGGUUGCCCCAACCCCAGGCAGCUCUCUCAGAGACGUGGAGCAAUUUCCUAUGACAGCUCUGAUCAAACUGCAUUGUACAUUCGUAUGCUAGGAGAUGUGCGAGUAAGAAGUCGGGCAGGAUUUGAAACAGAAAGAAGAGGUUCUCAUCCAUACAUUGAUAUCCGUAUUUUUCACUCAAAUUCUGAAAUUGAAGUGUCUGUGUCUGCAAGGAAUAUUCGAAGAUUACUUAGUUUCCAGCGGUACUUGAGAUCAUCUCGUUUCUUCCGUGGUAUUACUGUUCCAAGUUCCUCAAACAUUUUAGAUGAUGAUUAUAAUGGACAAGCAAAGUGUAUGCUAGAGAAAGUUGGAAAAUGGAAUUUUGAUAUCUUUCUUCUUGAUAGGCUAACAAAUGGGAACAGUCUAGUCAGCUUAACCUUCCACCUGUUUAAUCUUCAUGGACUGAUAGAACACUUCCACUUAGAUAUGAUGAAACUUCGUAGAUUUUUAGUUAUGGUUCAAGAAGAUUAUCAUAGUCACAACCCUUAUCAUAAUGCAGUUCAUGCUGCUGAUGUGACUCAGGCCAUGCACUGUUAUUUAAAAGAACCUAAGCUUUCCAAAUCUCUAACUCCAUGGGAUGUUCUGCUCAGUUUAAUUGCAGCUGCCACACAUGAUUUGGAUCAUCCAGGUGUUAAUCAGCCUUUCCUUAUUAAAACAAACCAUUACUUAGCAACUUUAUAUAAGAAUAUCUCAGUAUUAGAAAAUCACCACUGGAGAUCAGCAGUGGGGUUGUUGAGAGAGUCUGGUUUAUUUGCACAUAUGUCAUUAGAAAACAGGAAGCUGAUGGAAAGCCAGAUAGGUGCUCUGAUUCUUGCCACAGACAUAAGUCGGCAAAACGAAUACCUGUCCGUGUUUAGAACCCAUUUGGACAGAGGAGACCUAUGUUUAGAGGAGGCAGGCCAUCGCCACUUCAUUUUACAGGAAAAUGGUCUUCAGCUGCCAUGGGUGACCAGUGAAGAGAGGAUGUUUUAUUCUUUAGUUGUGCUUAGUGUGCGCAAGGCCUGCUUACACAAUGAGAUGGAGUACCGGCAAGUCCUGCUGAGGCUCCAGAAGAUCCUCACUCUGUAGAGGGCAAAACCAGCCCUUUUUGCCUGCACAUGUUAGAGAGGAGCUUUCUCAAUGAAGCAGAGGAAGGAGCAGAUGAGUCAGAAGCAGAGGAGGGGGAAUUAGAAAUGGAGGUUAAGGUUUUCAGUCUAUCACUGAUCCCAGCAGUCAGAAACUGGGUUAACAAAUCUUUCAUUGUGGUGCAAGGUUUUUGCUCCUCCCUCUAAAGAAAAUCCCGAAGAGACUGGUUAAGACUGUUUUAGAGUUAACUUUUAGUCUCUUGGGCAAUACUCUAAGAUAUAUUGUGGGGUACUGCUGUAUUGUUAUGAAGCCUUGGUUUGUGCUGGCAGAUUCCUUUUGAUAGGGAGGUAUACAGAAGGCUAAAACACUUCCUUUGAGAAAGAGGAACAUUAAACUGGAGGGAGGAUCCUCUUAAAGAGUGCAGAAAUCCUGUGAUUUCAGAUUGGUCAUCCUGUCUACAAAAGUCAAUGAAUAGUAAAAACCCAGGGGUUUGACCUGUCCUGACCAAACCAUAAACAACAAAUUUUCAGUUAAGUGGGGACUUAUAUUUUGUUUUUCAAAAAUAAGUAAUGCAAAGAAGUAAACUGAAUUAUACUAACUCAAUCCUACUAGGAUCUCUGACGUUGAAACUAUGCUAUCAGUUAAUUCUUUAAAAUGACUUAUUGCAGUUAUAAAAUGGGGAGUGGGAAUGUUCAAUGGCUUUAAGAUAGUGUUUUCCUAACUGCUAACUUAAUUUUUGGUUAGAUUUAAUUAAAAUACUGUUUGUAAUUUUAUUUCAUAUAUAAAUGUCUUUAUAUUGACUGCUCUGCAUACAGUGCCCUUGAGAGGUACUUUGUAUUUAACUCUCAUUCACUUUGUCUAGGAUAGAAGUCUGUAUGCCUUCAGUUUUACUUAGCUCUGUUCAUGACCUCUUAUAAUUCUCCAAAUAGCAUUCUGUUAGUGUACUAUGGGUAAGGCUAAGAUUUUGUGACUGAUAUUUUUAGUAAAAGUCACAGACAGGUCAUGGGCAAAACAGAAAAAGUCACAGAAGCCAUAACCUGUCCCUAACUUUCACUAAAAAUAUACUUGACAAAAUGGGGAUCUGGGGAUCUCCAACCUACUUCAAGUGGGGCAGCUGCAGGGACUAGAGCUGCCUGUAGCAGCUGGGGGCUGUGAGGUACCCGCCACCUGCCGCUCUGGGCAUCCUUCGCUGCCCGCCGGGACUGGGAGCUUGGGGAUUCCCUGCCACCCACGGGAACUAGGAGCUUGGCUUCCUCUGGAGCAGCCCAGAGAUGCCUGCCACCCCCAGCGGCUGGGAGCUCAGGGUUCCUUGCCAUCCCCAGGAGCUAAGGGUUUUCCCCCGCUGCUGCCCACUGGGAGCUCAGGGUUCCCCCGCAGUGCCGUCCUGGGCAUCAGGGAGCUGGAGGUUCCCCCCCCACUACCUACUGGGAGAUGGGGGUUCUCCCACCACCUGCCAGGAGUUGGGGGGGUGUCCCCACCGCCACUAGUGGCAGAGAGCUCAGGGGUUUCCCCGGUGGCUACAGGGAGCUCGGGGGAUUCCCCGCUGCCGCUGGCGGCAGGGAGCUGCAGGGGCCACCAUAGGUGGCAGGGGUACCCCACAGCUUCUUGCCCCAGCGGGUGGCAGGGGACCCUGCAGCUCUCAACCAUCGCAGUCUGAAGUCACGGAGGACACUGGAAUUCACGGAUUCUGUGACUUCUGCGACCUCUAAUUGCAGCUUUAACUAUGGUAUAUAGUUUUAGAGUGAAAUGCAAGUGGUUGGGUUUGUUACCCUGAUUAGAAAAAUGCAUGAGACAUUACAGAAUACAGUAGUGGCUACUCUAGAAAUUAUGCUGCUUUUUUGUAUUCAUAUUUUUGCAUAUAGAGAACAAUUGAAAGUAGUGUAACCCUGUAUAUGUAA
Gopherus evgoodei (Goodes thornscrub tortoise) is the source of this 6054-nucleotide messenger RNA. RefSeq names its product phosphodiesterase 7A (gene PDE7A). Lineage: Eukaryota; Metazoa; Chordata; Testudines; Testudinidae. The transcript has 11 exons. The coding region runs from base 2948 to 4159 and encodes 403 amino acids. The record is from RefSeq and is a predicted model, not a curated record. Gene Ontology annotation, molecular function: 3',5'-cyclic-AMP phosphodiesterase activity.